CAAGGAAGGAACCACCGUCGUGCACUGUUCACCACCGUCAAACGAACCGCCCUCGUGAAGGUUUUAAGGUCCAUUGUUCAAGCUUAACACAUAUGGCUGAAAGAGAGGCUGUAAGCUUGGUCAAAGCUGCGCUGACAAAGGACCAAUUAGAAGAAUUUAAGAAAUUGCCAUGGGGCCACCUAGUAUCCGUGUCAGACAUGCAAUUUUCUGGCCAAAUCAUCCAUUCUCUACUGCUGAGGCUAGUCAAGGACCAACCUAAAGAUGAGCUGUGGUUCUUGAUUCAAGGGAGGCUGUUGAAGUUUACGUAUGCUGAUUUCUGUCGCAUAUCCGGUCUCAAAUCAUCAGCGGAAAAUCCUGUCUUUAAUGAUGAUGAAGAAGUGCAUGGGACGCUAAUUGAUUUGUACUUUCGUGGAUCCACGAACAUCACGUACAAAAUGUUGAAGGACAAGUUGAAGUCAUUUAGGCGUACAAAAAAAGGAGAUCCUGUGAAGUUAGUGUCUGUUUGUUACAUUAUGACGGCCUUAAUUGCUCGGGAUAACAAAACCAAGAUAAAUUUGGACUAUUUCAAGUGGGCUGAUGAGUUCGAGAAGUUUAAGAUGUAUCCAUGGGGUUUGGAGUCCUAUAACACCAUGAUUGACAACUUCAAAAGUAUCAUGAAAGAGCAGCCCACCAGGUUCAGGCAAAGCAAGGCCUCAUGUGCUAAGUUCACUCUAUAUGGAUGUCCUUUUAUUCUACAGGUUUGGGCGUAUGAAAAUGUGCCUAACCUAGGCGAACAAUGCGCUGAACGUAUUGGUAAUGAAGAAAUUCCUAUGCUGAACUGGAAGGCCGAUGGAUUCUUUCAUGCACGCAAGUUGAACGAAUUGGUUUUCAAGGACAAUGAUGAUGUGGAAGAUGAAUCUGAGAAUGACAACUUGGAUGAAGAAGUUCAGGACAGGGGUUUCAAAGCCAAAGUGAUUGAUGAGAUUCAAGCGCUCCAGGAGCAUGUGGCAGCUUUGGAAAGCAGGUUGAAGUUGAUGGAAGACAGAUUCAGAGAACAGGGUGGGGUGCCAGAGAAGGAGACUGAGGUUGGUUCUCAACAUAAAGACGAAGUUGACUGUAGCAUAGGUGUUCAUGCAGAAGCAGGAGUACAGGAGGUUGAAGAUGAGCCAGCGCCCACCGAAGAAGUGGGUGCAGCUGUGGGUGAACCACCUGACCCAAUGACCGUAGUACAUGAUACUACAAAUUCAAAUGAGAUAAUAUCAUCCAUCCUUAUUGAAGUUACUGACGUUGUGACUGAACCAUCUGCACCCAUAGCCGUGGUAGAUGAUGAAAAUAAUGUUAAGGAGUGUGAUGCUACUACUGCUUCGAAUCAUAUGAUCUCACCUGCUCUUCUUGAAGUGGCUGCUGCUGAGUUAACUCCAUGUCGCCCAGCUGAAGAUGGUUUUUGGGAUGAUGUUGUGCACGACUUCCAGACCCUUCCCAUUCAGAUUCCCACGUCAAGAAAUAUCCAUGGAAUUACUUAUGAAACGGCCAAGAUACCCAUCCAAAUACGUGGUCAGCCCUUUUACAGACCCAAGAGCAAAGCGGAGGAAAGCCAUCACUGAACCGAGUCACACCAUCAACCCAAUCUUCAUCCAUGAAAGCCUGGAGGACUGGAAUGAACUGAAGGAUUGGAUAGAAGCAGAUGACAGUCAGCCUCCUUACUCUGUGGUUUUACUUAUUCCUGAUGAAUUUGAAGUGAGUAGAGGCUUUUUUCAAGACCUUGUGACAUGCAACUUGUGGUUGGCAACCUAUGUAAGUUCAUGUACACCUUUUUAUGAUGAUAUAGUGUGCAAUUUGAAGUACUUGACAUUGUUUUUUUUUGUAGCAUGUUGAUGCCCUAACAUUCAUUUUGAAUAGAGACAAUGCGCCGGAUAACACUACAAUACGUUACAAAUAAGAUUGUAAUUUGCCCUAUCUUGUGGAACAAAUAAUGAGGAAGUCCAAAGGCAAUGUCAAAGAUUGGGCUGCAAACAAACUUUUAACCAAACAAGAUUGGCGAUCAUUGGAAAGGGUUUUAAUUCCUUUGAACAUUGAAAACAAGCAUUGGAUUUUGGCUGAAGUUGUCAUUGAUAAGAAGCGGGUUAGGGUUUAUGACUCAAUGAAGACGGCAAGAAGUGUAUUUUAUGUUAGGGAACUGUGUGAACGCCUGCCCUACCUCCAUCGGGUGUUUACGAUGUCACUGGAAGAGGGUGAAGCACAACCAUGGGUUGCUGAGUUAGUUGAGGGUGUUCCCCAACAGGGUGGAGGGUCAGGAGAGUGCGGAGUGAUGAUUGCAGCCUUUGCAGAGCAUCUUUUAAUGGGAAAGGACUUGCUUCCAGGUUGUGAGUAUGCCAACAUGUGGAACAAGAGAUGCCAAUAUGCUGUUCGAUUGUGGGGAGUGAAGAAGGUGGAGGAAUCAUAGGAAUUCUUCAUUAGCUUGGGAAGCCUAUUUUUGUGGGUUAAUAGUCCAGCUUUGCAAACAUUAUGAAUUUCCCUGUACGAUGUGUGUGGAACAUUAUGUUUUCUUUUUGUGUUUGUUGCAAACUAUACAAAGGUGGCAUUUGAGAAAAAGCGGUUACAUGAACAUAAUUUCAGCAAAUGCAAUUAAGUUUUUUAUGUUAAUAUGUCUGGCAG
Cuscuta epithymum is the source of this 2634-nucleotide messenger RNA. Lineage: Eukaryota; Viridiplantae; Streptophyta; Magnoliopsida; Solanales; Convolvulaceae. The record is from the annotation of a GenBank genome assembly.